AUGGUCUUCGGUGAGAUCACCACCAAGGCUCGUCUUGACUACCAGAAGAUCAUCCGUGAUGCCAUCAAGGACAUCGGAUACGAUGACUCUGCCAAGGGCUUUGACUACAAGACCUGCAACGUCCUUGUUGCCAUCGAGCAGCAGUCCCCCGACAUUGCCCAGGGUCUUCACUACGAUGAGGCCCUGGAGAAGUUGGGUGCUGGUGACCAGGGUAUCAUGUUCGGAUAUGCCACCGACGAGACCCCUGAACUCUUCCCAUUGACCAUCCAGCUUGCCCACAAGCUCAACCGUGCCAUGAAGGAUGCCCGCAAGGACGGCUCCCUCCCAUGGCUCCGCCCUGACACCAAGACCCAGGUCACCAUUGAGUAUGCUCAUGACAACGGUGCCGUCAAGCCCGUCCGCGUCGACACUGUCGUCGUCAGUGCUCAGCACAGUGAGGAAAUCACUACCGAGGUCCUCCGAAAGGAGAUCCUCGAGAAGAUCAUCAAGAAGGUCAUCCCUGCCAACCUUCUCGACGACCGCACCAUCUACCACAUCCAGCCAUCCGGCCUCUUCAUCAUCGGUGGUCCCCAGGGUGACGCCGGUCUCACUGGCCGUAAGAUCAUCGUCGACACCUACGGUGGUUGGGGUGCUCACGGUGGCGGUGCUUUCUCCGGAAAGGACUACUCCAAGGUCGACCGCUCUGCUGCCUACGUCGCCCGAUGGAUCGCCAAGUCCAUCGUCCACUCUAAGCUCGCCCGCCGUGCCCUCGUCCAGCUUUCCUACGCCAUCGGUGUUGCCGAACCUCUCUCCAUCUUUGUCGAGACCUACGGCACCUCUAGCAAGACCUCCGACGAGCUCGUCGACAUCAUCCGAAAGAACUUUGACCUCCGUCCUGGUGUCAUCGUCAAGGACCUCGACCUCGCCAAGCCCAUCUACUUCCAAACCGCCAAGAACGGUCACUUCACCGACCAGAGCUUCUCCUGGGAGAAGCCAAAGACCCUCAACUUCUAA
This is a messenger RNA of Trichophyton benhamiae CBS 112371, 993 nucleotides long. RefSeq lists its product as uncharacterized. The transcript has a single exon. Gene Ontology annotation, molecular function: methionine adenosyltransferase activity; ATP binding. Gene Ontology annotation, cellular component: cytosol. Gene Ontology annotation, biological process: S-adenosylmethionine biosynthetic process. Lineage: Eukaryota; Fungi; Ascomycota; Eurotiomycetes; Onygenales; Arthrodermataceae. The record is from RefSeq and is a predicted model, not a curated record. Bases 1 to 993 code for a protein of 330 amino acids.